Pichia kudriavzevii is the source of this 2598-nucleotide messenger RNA. RefSeq lists its product as uncharacterized. Gene Ontology annotation, molecular function: clathrin-cargo adaptor activity. Gene Ontology annotation, cellular component: membrane coat; Golgi apparatus; AP-1 adaptor complex. Bases 1 to 2598 code for a protein of 865 amino acids. The record is from RefSeq and is a predicted model, not a curated record. The transcript has a single exon. Gene Ontology annotation, biological process: intracellular protein transport; receptor-mediated endocytosis; Golgi to vacuole transport. Lineage: Eukaryota; Fungi; Ascomycota; Pichiomycetes; Pichiales; Pichiaceae.
AUGAAGGAGAAUGACAACAUACUGAAGGGAAACAAGAAAAGAACAAAAGAAAUAAAUCUAGGUGAAUACAACAGAUAUCCAUUCAUAUAUACAUACGUAUAUCAUAGUCUAUGCAGAUUUAACCGUCAACUAUUAGCCGCAUCAAUAAUGGGAUCGUUGAAGACAUUCAUCAAAGCUGUAAGAAACAGUAAAACUAUAGCUGCUGAGCGGGCAGUGAUCAGAAAGGAAAGUGCCAAAAUUAGAUCGUCAUUCAGAGACCCACAUUUGGAUAAUGAAAAGAGGCGGAAAAACAUCCAAAAGUUGCUAUACCUUUAUAUAUUGGGUGAACCAACACAGUUUGGACAGGUGGAAUGUUUGAAGUUGAUUGCGUCCACCAAGUUUUCUGACAAGAGAAUCGGCUAUAUGGUUGCAAUGCUAAUAAUGGACGAAUCUCAAGACAUCUUGACGUUAUUGACAAAUUCGUUAGACAUUGACAUGAAAAACGCAAAUCCGCUAAUCAUUGGUUUGGCAUUAACGGCUCUAGGUAACUUGACAAGUCCAGAAUUAGCAAAAGACCUUUAUCCAAAUGUUGAAAAGUUACUAAACUCUUCCCAAUCUUACAUCAAGAAAAAGGCAGCAUUGGUUGCUAGUAAAUUGGUGGAGAAGGAUCCAGUUUUAUGUGAGGUUUACCUUCCAUAUCUUGAUAAUUUACUUAAUGAAAAAUCGCACGGUGUUUUGUUGGGUACAUUGGUUCUAAUCAAUACCAUUUAUUUCAACGAUAACUCGUGUCAUAAACAGCUAGUUCAAUAUAUUCCUAAGAUUUUAUCCCAUAUCAAACUUUUACAAUCUUCAAGUUACUCACCUGAAUAUGAUGUCAAAGGUAUUCCUGAUCCGUUUUUGUUUGUCUCGCUAUUGAAAACUGUCAGGAUUUUACUUUCCUCCUCCAAUAUCUACUCGAAUGACGACAUGAAGUACAAUAGUGACUAUUUAUUGGAAUCAGUCAAUGAUGUCCUAACUCAGGUCUGUGCUAAAUUCGAAAACACAAAAGGGUCAGGUUAUUCGAUAUUAUAUGAAGCUGUAAAGACUAUCUUUACGAUUCAAUCGGACUCCUCGUUGAAAGUUUUGGGCGUCAAUAUAUUAUCCAAGUUUCUAAUCCAAAAGGAUAAUAACAUUAGGUACGUUGCUUUAGACACUUUAUUACAGGUCAUUGAAUAUGAGCCAUUAGCUGUCCAAAGACAUAGAAAUACAAUUGUUGGAUGUUUGCAUGAUGGCGAUAUAUCGAUUCGUCGUAGGGCUUUAGAAUUAACAUUUGGAAUUACAAAUCAACAAAAUAUCAAGUUGUUAUUCAAGGAGAUUUUGAAAUACUUGAAAGUUGAGCAAGACGAGGACUUGAAGCAUUAUAUCACAUCCCAAAUGACAAUUUUGUGCGAGAAUUAUAAUUCCAAUGUAGAAUGGACCUUAAAUACGAUGAUCUCAAUGUUAAACAUUGCAGGUAACUACUGUAACGAUAAUAUAUUGUCUACAAUAUUAUCGAUUAUAAUGCAGUCCAGUGGUAACCAGGAAUUAAUCAAGGAAACAUUAGUCAGGCUUGUCAAAACUUUUAAUUCUGGAUUAUAUGAUCAAUAUGGAUUAUCGUUAGUCACGGUUUGGUGCUUAGGUGAAUACUCAGAUCUGAUAAUUGAUAAUAACAAUGCAGAAAUGAAUGAAUCCAAAAUUUUUGAUAUUAUCAAUUCAAUUCUAGCAGUAUCCGAUUUUUCCAAUGACGAUGAGAAGUUGAAGAUUAAAAUCUAUGUGCUAACGGCAUGCCUAAAGCUAUCAGUGAAAUUCAAAAUUCCCUCCAAUGUUGAGAAGCUGAGAAUGAUCAUCUCAAAUGCUUCAAAGGAUAUCAAUCUAGAAAUUCAAACAAGAGCUGUCGAGUAUCUGAAGAUCUUUGGCGAACCAAUGACCAUCAGGCGAGGCUUAUUGGAGAGAAUGCCUGCUCCCCCAGUCAAAAAACAAGAAAUCACAUCUCUGCUAAAUAGAACAACAUUGUAUGGGGAGAAUGCAGUAAAAGAUACUAAUCAAGGCUCCUCAAAAGCAUCGAAAUCUGGAGAUCUAUUGUUGGAUUUACUUGGUGAUGAUGAUACGAGCAACAAGACUAACUCCAAUUCGACACUAUCAAAAGGAAUUAAUGGAAAGGAAAAAGAUAAUGUUAUCGAUUUACUAAGUGAUAUUUUCGGCACAAGCUCCAUAAAUGCCACUACAAGUAAUAACAACGGUAAUACCAUUGAUAGUAAGGAACCGGAAUCUCUGGAAGUGUUCAAUGACGGCUCAAUCCGGGUGGGUUUUAUUGUAGAAAAAGUUGCAAGCGGAAGUUGCGAACUUCAAGCAGUUGUCAAGAAUAUAUCUACUAAUACCAUCACUGGGAUCUCAGUCCUCUGCGCUGUUUCAAAGCAACAGAAUCUACAAUUGUCAUCAAUUGCAAAGACAACACUAAAUGCACAAGAUUACACUCCUCUCACCCUAAAAAUCACGGGAAAGCCUGGAAGCAAAGUGAAGGUGCGUGUUAAACUAGGAUAUAUCCUAAAUGGCAAGGUUGAUAGGCAAUUUGACUAUGUCAACAGCGAAAACACGUUGUAG